AAAGUCAUCUUGCUGUGGUUGUCAUAUACCUCGUGACGUGUGCUGCCGGCGUUUUGCCAGUAGAGUAAACGGGAAUCUGGAAGUUCAUUUGAAAGCUCAUAGUUAAUGAUUAGGUUGUGAGUUAUUGAGGCCCAAGAAAAUCACGCUGGAACCGAGUUCGCUAUAUGCUGUGAGUACUACAUUAGAGAUGAACAUGGACCACACACACCAUGACCACGACCACAGCAAAAUGGCUGGCAGCAUGGCUCCUCCUAUGGUCACAGGCUCCCACGAGGAUCAUCUAGGGGGAGGUGGAGUGGGCCAUAUGAUGAAAAUGACCUUCUACUUUGGCUACACAAACGUGGAGCUGCUGUUUGCCAGCCUUGUCAUCAACACACCUGGAGAGAUGGUGGGAGCCUGCAUUGGUUGUUUCCUGCUAGCUGUGCUCUAUGAGGGGCUGAAGAUCGGCAGGGAGUUCCUGCUGAGGAGGAAUCAGGUCAACGUGCGCUACAACUCCAUGCCUAUCCCAGGGGCAGACGGCACCAUGGUCAUGGAGACCCACAAGACUGUAGGCCAGCGGAUGCUGAGUUUGGCACACUUGCUGCAGACGGUGUUACACAUCAUCCAGGUGGUGGUCAGCUAUUUCCUCAUGUUGGUCUUCAUGACCUACAAUGCUUACCUGUGUAUCGCCGUGGCAGCCGGGGCAGGCGUCGGAUACUUCUUAUUCAGCUGGAAAAAGGCUGUGGUUGUUGACAUCACCGAACACUGUCACUAAUAGCCCCCACACACAUACAUACAUACAUACAUACAUACAUACACACAUAUCACACACAGGUAUUCUCCAUUUAAUCCCCAUCGUCAUCAUCAUGCAUCCAGUUUUAUAUACAUGUAUCACAUUUGGACAGUUCACUUUGUCACACAAAAGCUGCUUGAUGGAAAAUGUGAAUUAUGACUGAGCUUUUACAUUUGUGACAAAUUUAAGUCUGUCCCUUUAGUAGGUCCAGAAUACUACCCUCGCCACCUAGCAUGAUGUUGGUAUUCCAAAUGCUGGCUUGUUAUAGCAGCACCUCUCCUGUCUCUCUCCACAGCUCUGUCAAGGGCCAUACAUCCACUUCCCCCAGUCGUGCCAUUCUUCCAUUCCCAUUCUGUGUUUUUGUUAUUGCGCAACAAUCAGUGCAGGUUCAUCCUUAUAGCACUGGGGCUCUAGGCUCUUCUGCUCACACAGGGCAUUUUACAACCCUUACAACAACCUCUCUCCUUGAAGAUCAUUGUGAAUAGGGCCCAGAGUUUUUCCUGACCCCACCCCACCUGGGUCCUAGUUAAAGCCAAUGUGUUCUUCUGAAGCCUAGUCAUAUCUGCAUUCCAUCUGACAAUUCGGUGGGGGGGGGGGGGCAUACAUAAUCGGUGUCUCACAACUACAGGAGUCAAAGGUCAUACUUGGGAUUGUGUGGAGAUGGUCAGGCAGCUCUGGCUGUAUGACUGAGCCUUACUAAACCCUUUGCCUUAAAGGAGGGAAAAAGGACAGCCUAGGCCAACUGUAGUCUAGACCCAUAGUCUACUGACAAGUGCCAGCGCUAUUUUAAAGAAGUUUGUCCAGUGGACAAGCAGUGAAGUACAGUACACUUUACAUGUCACCUGAUUUAUAUAAAUUAGAGUGUAAUGCAGCAGAAUGUGACAACCUUUAAAACCCUCUUCAUGAUACACACUGCUAUGCAGUGUUCAGUCUUGGAUAGUUUAUGAAUGACAACCUCAUUAUUUUCCAAUGACACUUGGCACUCGAAGGCUGGAUCUGACCCAUAAAUGUAAAUUGACUCUCGCACAUCAAGAAGCCAUUGUAAAAAUGUUAUAAUAUAACUUGGGAGUAACCUUUGGUGCAUUCAUUCAAUAGGGUUAAAUUAGUUAGCAUGUCAACACAACAUGGAUACUAGUGUCCUUAUCGGAGCAAGUGCUCAGAUCCCAAGGACAAGCAGGGAACUAUGGGAAAGUAGGAGGAUGGACCUAGUGCUUUCUCAGACGGACCUAGUAACACAUGAUUACUGCACCUCUUGUGACCUAUCGGUGCUUAGGCCUCACAGUACACACUUUGACAGGGGGGAUAACUAUGAAGUAGAACCUAAAGAGAAAGUUGUAUUUUUAGUUUAUUUUGAUAUUAUACGUUUUUGAAUCUCUGAGAAAUUACUAGUAAAUGUUUGUAUCAGUUGCCUAAGGCUGCGUUUACACAGGCAGCCUGAUUCUGACCUUUUGCUGAUUUAUUUGGCAAUAGAGCUGAUUUGAUUGGUCAAAAGACCAAUUAGUGGAAAUGUCAGCGUUGUCUGUCUGUGUAGACAGGCAGCCCAAUUCUGAUUAAUUUUUUGUGCUAAUUGGUCUUUUGACCAAUCAGAUCAGCUCUGAAAAAGAUCUGAUGUGAUUGGUCAAAAGACCAAUUAGUGGAAAAAAAUAUCAGCAUUGGGCUCCUUGUCUAAACACAGCCUUAGUGAUGUGCCGUGCCUGGUUUGGGGGUCAAAUUCCUAGUUGCUUUAACUGGAUUUAACAGCCACACAUUCUCAUUACAUUACAAUCAAGCCAGGGACAUUAAUAGUUAAGUGUACACUUGAACAUAUUAUAACCGUUUCUGCUUUACCAAGUGGGAUCAUGUAUAAAGACUAUUUGUUAUUAUAGUCUACUGUACAAAUCUAGCGUUGAAGUUAAUGGGCCAAAACAGCAGUGGGAAUCUGACCGCCACUCCAGCGCAUAAUCAGUGUGAAUAUUACCUGGACUGUCCACAGACAUGUCUGUAUAGUUUGACAUAUUUACAGUGCUGUAAUCAUCUAGAGAAAACAAGUAAUAAAUGGUAUCAUUCAA
Molecule: messenger RNA, 2820 nt
Organism: Coregonus clupeaformis (lake whitefish)
Lineage: Eukaryota; Metazoa; Chordata; Actinopteri; Salmoniformes; Salmonidae
Product: high affinity copper uptake protein 1
Exons: 5
Coding region: 188-754 (188 amino acids)
Biological process (GO): copper ion transmembrane transport
Cellular component (GO): membrane
Molecular function (GO): copper ion transmembrane transporter activity
Source: RefSeq, a predicted model, not a curated record